Molecule: messenger RNA, 450 nt
Organism: Tremella mesenterica DSM 1558
Lineage: Eukaryota; Fungi; Basidiomycota; Tremellomycetes; Tremellales; Tremellaceae
Exons: 3
Coding region: 1-450 (149 amino acids)
Source: RefSeq, a predicted model, not a curated record
AUGACAUCCUACGUGAUGCGCUUGUCAUUCAUGACACUUGAUGUUGAUUUCUUCAACAUCUUGAAAGCACAUUACUUCAAACGUCUCAGCAAGUAUCAGUUUGGUGCAUCGGACUCAAGUGCAGCUAAGGGUAUGUUUUGGGGAUGGCAUCAGCAGGCCUGGGGAGCAUGGAGGAAGGCAGGGUUGUGGCCAUCAGACCGGAAUGUGAUGGGUGUGCAGGAUGAUGAAGUUUUGAAGACUCCACCUCCCCAAGACUUGGCGGAAGAUCCUCUCACCCCUCACACUAUUCACAUCCUUCAAGCAAAUAAUCGUGGAAUGUGUCGUGGUGAGAUCAAUAAAGACAAGGCAAUUGAGAAACUGGAGAAGAAAUGUGAGCAGUUGAUGGCUGUCACGCCCGUCGUACAACUACUUCCUAAUAGACCGACGGUCGACGAACCUCGGCUAACUUGA